Macrosiphum euphorbiae (potato aphid) is the source of this 1314-nucleotide messenger RNA. The record is from the annotation of a GenBank genome assembly. Lineage: Eukaryota; Metazoa; Arthropoda; Insecta; Hemiptera; Aphididae.
AUGUCGGUCGGCGGCCAGCUCCAGACUACAACACAAAACAUGGACGAUACAGAAAAAUCGUGUCCGAAAUGCGUAUUCGACCGUCUGCCACCGGAAAUGAUCCGGUUCAUAUUUCGAAAGCAGUCAACGGACGAUCUUCUGCAGGCGUCGGCCACCACCGACCGGUUGUACAGAGUGGCCCAGCACCACAUGUAUGCGUCGGAAGGUGCGCUGCUCGUGCGCGGUGGCCAGGACACGGCGGCCACCGUGACGCGGACGUUCGACGUGCGGAACGUGACGUCGCUGUACCUGGUGGACGUGUACGACUUUGACCGGGACGUGCCCCGACAACUGCGGCGAUGCUACGACGACAGCGAAGACGUCGGUGAAGAUGUCAGUGAAGACAGCGGUGAACUUAGCGAUGGGGAUGACGACGACGACGACAACGAACUUGGUGACAAAUGCAACGGCAGCCGAACGACGUCGUCUGCGUUGGAAGUGUUGCACGUGGGUUACGGUCGGGACGUCAGUUACACCAACUUGCCGGUCGACAGUCUGCGCCGGUUGUUGUCCGGCGUCCGUGCCCGGCGGGUAUGCUUCAGCAACGUAGUGAUGACGGCCGACGACGUGGCAGACGCGGUGUCAGCUAUGCUCGAGGCCCGCGACGACGCGGACGCCGUAGUCGUCAAUGACAACAGUGACGAAGUCGUCAAUGACAACAAUGACAACAAUGACGACGACAACGACGACUACUACGGCGACGAUGACGGUAGUGACGGCGGCGACGGCGGUGACGACAUCGACAGCCGGCCGCCGGUGCUCAGGUGCUCGCACGACCGAGCAGACGACAACCGAGUGAUGGAACUCAUGGAUGCCGUCGAGCGCACCUGCGCCGGUCUGUUGUCCGAGUUCAGGGUGACGAUCCGGCGGCCGGCCCCACACGCGUACGCCGUCUACCCGAUGUCCCGGUGCGGUAGCGCGGCCUCCGUCAACGACUGGGACAACGCGGCCACCGCCGCAAACGCCGCGUCCGCCGUGGCCGCUGAGACGCCCGAAGACCUGCUUGCGCUCACCGCGGCCGACUGUUCCGGGUUGGGCCCAGCCGCGUAUAGGCGGUUGGUGCCGGCGUGUCGCCGGUUGCGCCGGUUGACCAUGAAGGCCGCUCGGCAAGUGGACGACGACGGGUUCGCGGCCGUGGCUGGGAUGCUGUCGCUUCAACACCUAGACAUGGAAGGCAUGUCGGAAGUCACGUCCGACGGCCUGCUCAGCGGUGAGUUGAACGCUAUUUUAUUUAUUUACAUGACUUACACUAAGGGCCGUAUUCAUAGUCGAUGA